AUGAUGAUAGACUUACCCUUAUGUGGCAUUUUCCAAAAUGCUUCAGCAGCAGCACAGGGCUCUCUGGCCGAACCCGCCAAAGCGAGACUUGCUCCCAACAACGUUUUGUCUGUUGUCGUAUUAGAACUUUUUGAGGAAGAUGAAUCGGCCUCCAAACGGCCGGCAAGUAACACACUCGCGCCCAGCGUGCCGUCGAUCCCGUACGAGAUCCCUACCACACAAUCAUACGACAUAAAAGUAAUUAAGAUAUGUCUAGAUUUUGUUACUGAUUAA
Molecule: messenger RNA, 273 nt
Organism: Pediculus humanus corporis (human body louse)
Lineage: Eukaryota; Metazoa; Arthropoda; Insecta; Psocodea; Pediculidae
Exons: 2
Coding region: 1-273 (90 amino acids)
Source: RefSeq, a predicted model, not a curated record